Messenger RNA from Silurus meridionalis, 2051 nucleotides. RefSeq names its product macrophage mannose receptor 1-like. The transcript is spliced from 5 exons. The coding region runs from base 162 to 1295 and encodes 377 amino acids. The record is from RefSeq and is a predicted model, not a curated record. Lineage: Eukaryota; Metazoa; Chordata; Actinopteri; Siluriformes; Siluridae.
GGGUGGUGUUGGGUGGCAACAAAUGGAGAUGGGAGGAGAUUGAUAGGACAAUGCAGAAGGAACAGGUUUAAGAGGAACAGACAGAUAUAUACAGCUCCAUACGACACAGAGGAACAAACAGGAGUCUAUUAAGAUAUUGCAGAAAGCAAGAAGAGUCUGAAAUGGAUCAGAAAGGAAUUAUGUUUUUUUUUCUCUCAGUCCUAUGUGGUGUACCGGCGCACAUCCCUCAUCGCUAUCACUUUGUAAACGAGAAAAAAACCUGGAGAGAAGCUCAGACUUACUGCCGAGACAAAUACACUGAUCUGGCAACCAUCAGGAACAUGGACGAGAUGAAGAAGCUGAAUAUCACACUGAAGAAUAAAACUGCAAAGCUAGCGUGGAUUGGUCUAAAGAUCGAGAGCGUGGGGGAAUGGAAGUGGUCUUUGGCAAAUCAAACUUUCUACAGAGACGGAGACACUUACAGGAACUGGAGUAGUGGAGAACCAAACAACCAUGGAGGAAAUGAACACUGUGUUGAUAUUGCAAAAACUGGCUUUUGGUAUGACUGCAGAUGUGACUUAAUGUUACCUUUUGUUUGUUAUGAAGGCAAAAACAGCAGUGAUAAUUAUACAUUCAUCAAUGAAACAAAGACCUGGUAUGAAGCUCAGACCUUCUGCAGAGAGAAAUACACCGACCUGGUCAGCGUGAGGAACCAAACUGAGAAUAAAAAGAUCAGCAAUCUAAUUAAAACUACAGUGAACGAUGGUGCUUGGAUUGGACUGUUCAAUGACUCCUGGAAGUGGUCAGAUCAGAGUAAAUCCUCAUUCAGAUACUGGAGCUCUGACAAAACCAGAGAUGAUUUGAAAUGUGCAGCAGUGAGUGGAUCUGAGCAACACUACUGGAAUAAUGUGAGCUGCACAGAACAACUUCCAUUCAUCUGCUAUGAGAAUAAACUGAUCCUGAAAAAGAUGAAUCUGACCUGGGAAGAAGCUCUGACAUACUGCAGGAACCAUCAUCAUGACCUGGUCUCAGUGGACUCUGAAGAGAUGCAGCUCUGGGUGAAGAAAGUUGCUCAGAGCGCCUCCACCGAACACGUGUGGCUCGGCCUGCGUCACAGUUGCACCGUGGAAUUUUGGUACUGGGUAAAUUUUCAAUUGAUUUACUACCAGGCUUGGGCUCCGGGGAAUGGGACGGGGUCCGAAGACUGCAGCAUUGAGGAGAGAAGCGGCGCAGUGCAGUCUGGAGGAACGCAGCAGUGGGUCAGUCUGCCUCAGAGCAACACACUCAACUUCAUCUGCUCCAACUAUGACUGCUAGUCAGGGUGGUGGGGUUUCAUUUGCGCGAUCAGAAACAUUUUCGUUCUCGAUAGUUUCAAAUUCGAUCGUCUGUAUCCUCCAUGAGCAAUACACCAAUAUCCCAUUUGCUCCAUUUAAUCUGUUUUCCCAGAUGCUCCCAUGUAUGUAAUUCAUGUAGGCUGGGUCAAAUGCUUAUUUGCUCCACUGUAUUACGGAUUUCUUUCCAUGUGAUCUGCACUAACGUUUUCUUUAUUAAUAGAAGGGGGUUUGAGGGAAAUAAAAGCUGGAAAUAGUCAUUUCUUUUAUAUUACUUGCUCGAUUUUGUUUGUUGUAUGCAAUAUUUGGUUUGUUUAGUUGUCUGUAGUGUAACAGACACCUGUAGACAUUUGACACUAUAAAGUCUAUAACAUCAAAAACAAAGUUCCUGAUUAAAGACAUCUGUAUGUUUUUUUUAAUAUAUAUAUAUUAAUGGAUUACAUGUAUAUUUAUGGCAUUUGGCAAUGAUCUUAUUAAUACAGCAGUUGCAUUAAUUUCUUAACCACUGAGCUUUCAGUUCCCUAUAUAAAGAGAUUAAUGUUGACAAUGUAUAUGAUUUAAGGUGGUGGUCUCUCUAAACCUGUCGUGUCAAUGAUUUGACUUUUACAUUUGAAUAUGGAGUGUAAUGAUCACUGGAACUCUAAUAAAAUGAAUAUUUUGACCUCCAACAAUUUGUUCUGUGUUGAUUCACAAAAUAAAGGGAUUUUUCCAGUAUAACGGACAGAUAACUUUCCAGUUUCG